Peromyscus californicus insignis is the source of this 631-nucleotide messenger RNA. RefSeq names its product anaphase promoting complex subunit 11 (gene Anapc11). The coding region runs from base 142 to 396 and encodes 84 amino acids. Gene Ontology annotation, cellular component: nucleus; anaphase-promoting complex. Gene Ontology annotation, biological process: positive regulation of mitotic metaphase/anaphase transition; anaphase-promoting complex-dependent catabolic process; protein ubiquitination. Gene Ontology annotation, molecular function: ubiquitin protein ligase activity; cullin family protein binding; zinc ion binding. Lineage: Eukaryota; Metazoa; Chordata; Mammalia; Rodentia; Cricetidae. The transcript is spliced from 3 exons. The record is from RefSeq and is a predicted model, not a curated record.
UGCGUACUGCUCCCGGAGGCGGCGGGCGCUGUUUCUGAGCAGCCAGACGCGGCACGGUCGUUUUUAUACCUUCCCGCGCGGCAGCAACGGAAGGGCGGGGCGCCUCGUGAUUAGGUGGAGAAGGUCACCAUCUCCGCUGCCAUGAAGGUGAAAAUUAAGUGCUGGAAUGGUGUAGCCACUUGGCUCUGGGUAGCCAAUGAUGAGAACUGUGGCAUCUGCAGGAUGGCGUUUAAUGGCUGUUGUCCAGACUGUAAGGUGCCUGGCGAUGACUGCCCCCUGGUGUGGGGGCAGUGCUCCCACUGCUUCCACAUGCACUGCAUCCUCAAAUGGCUGAACGCGCAGCAAGUGCAGCAGCACUGCCCCAUGUGUCGCCAAGAGUGGAAGUUCAAAGAGUGAGGCCGGUGCUGUGCCCAGUCCCUCUCCCAGCACUAUGCCAGGCUCGGCCCCUUCCCUUCACCAGAUCCUGAGACCCCCUCCUCACAGUGGUACCCAGGGACCUUGUUCUGUACGGGGGACAAGGAUGUGUUCCUUUUGACUGAAAUAAGGUUCACUUGUUUUUUGUUUUUUCCCAUCACAUCAUUGACACUUUAUUCAAUAAGUAAAACUCAUUAAAGUUCUGAGCCUUGCUGGA